Messenger RNA from Mizuhopecten yessoensis (Yesso scallop), 2818 nucleotides. RefSeq lists its product as uncharacterized. The record is from RefSeq and is a predicted model, not a curated record. NCBI's taxonomy places the organism in Eukaryota, Metazoa, Mollusca, Bivalvia, Pectinida, Pectinidae. The coding region runs from base 666 to 1727 and encodes 353 amino acids. The transcript has 10 exons.
CGGUUCAGCUCGUUGAUGGCAAUAAUCGUUAUAGUGGGCGAGUACAAGUUUUUGCAACAGGAAAAUGGAUAAACUUGUGCAAUGAUGAGUGGACAAACAACAAUUUGAAAGUCACAUGCCGGCAACUUGGAACGAUUGAAAAAAGAAGCGGUCAAGAAGUCUUCACCGAAGGUUAUUAUCACGGAGGAGAUUUCGAAUGCGAGGGCACUGAAGAAUAUUUAUAUAAAUGUCGAUAUCGCAAUCGUAAAUGCUCAUCUGAUGAAAAGGUCACGGCGACAUGUGAAAUUCCAGUAUCCCCCCGAAAUGGAAGGUGUGAUAUAGACUUACAAGAGACCUGUGAUACCACAUUGAGCUGUCAGAAUGUUAACGGAUUUGGGAGAUGUAUCUGUGAUACUGAAUCGUUUUGGGAUGAAAAAAAAAACAAAUGCAAAAAAAAGUUGUCGUACAAUGAAGAAUGUGAUCCGAAUGUUGAAGACGUAUGUACAAGUGUCCUGUCAUGUGAACUCGUAAACGGAUCCACAUCAUUCCAAAAUAAAUGCGUAUGUCCAGAGAAAAAUGACUUCUGGGACACUUCUAACAAGACCUGCCGUAUAAAGAAAUUCUACGCUGAAGUGUGUGAUCCGACUGUUGACGACGUAUGCACGAGUGACCUGUCUUGUGAACUUAUGAACGGAACAUCGCUUAAUAAAUGUAUUUGCCCAGGAGAAGAUGACUUUUGGGAUUCUUCGUACAUAGCAUGUCGUAGAAGGACAGGUUUGCAAGGGAUAUAUGUCGCAGACAAGUUGAACAUCAGCGAUGCCAUCUCCAACUGUGAAAGUAAGUAUAAAGGACUAUUGGCAACAGAGGAACAUCUUCGACAGAUAUUCUCGAACUGCACGGACUACGCCGACGAUACUUGGCUCAUAGGAAUAGUAUAUCCUGCUACAGAAAAGCAAUUGGGCAGUUGUGCUAUAUUAUACAGUGAUGGUGAAUUGAAAACUGAAAACUGUACUGGCAGAAGGGCGUCUGUUUGUAUGACAAAAAAAAACAACAAAAAUGAUCUGUCAUGUUUUGGAUUUCCAACAGUGCCUAAAUAUUCCACUUCGAGUUCUGGUUUAAUUGGUGGCGUCGUAGCUGUUCUCAUAAUCCUAGCUGUUGUGGUGAUGCUUGUAAUUGGAUUGCUUUAUCGACGAAGAAAAAGGGAAUGUAACAAAGACAGCGAUAUGGUAAACAAUCAGUCGUAUGAACUAUCCGGCACUGCCAAUGGGAGGUCAUUGAAACCCGAUAUUCGAUUAUCAUCUAACCCGGAGACUCGACCCGUAGAGGAUUAUGACUAUGCGAUGGGAACAGACAAUAGAGAUGCGCAGGAUUGUAAUCACUCUAAUAUAUAUGCCAAUGAUAUGACAACCAGACAAGUUAACCAGGGAUAUAAUUCCUCGAAUGAUAUGCCUGAUUAUGCUAAUUACACUGAAGACCGUUGUCCUCCUGACGACAAACCGCGAGGGAACUCGGUGGAGAACUCGUUCGAGUAUAUGUUAGCCAAAAAACCAAACACUGACUAUCUAUCGGAUGGGGAAUAUAACACUUUUUCGGACCAAUCAGCUGAUCUGCCGCCUACUGAUACGUAUGACCAUGUUCACAAUGUGCCAGAGGAUGGCUACGAUCAGUUCCAGCUGAAAUCAAGUGAACGAUCUAACUUUGAACACGAUGAUGAAACCGGAUAUAUGCAGUCCAGCUUUCCAGGAUGACUACAACGGGUUUGGUUAUAGUUUAAUCUAUUGAUGUGAAUGUACAUGUAUAUGUUAGUUGUGUAAUAUAAAAUAAAAUAAUAUAAAUUUUAAAAAGAUCAUUUGAAUAGAAAGUAAAAUGUUUAAAUUGAUUCGUUAUAUGAACAUUGUAGUUGUUGUAUAUACUUUCUAUCGACUCAAUGAAUAUAAAUAUCUACAUAUAGUUUGUUACGCUGUAUACCUAAUGUGAUUAACUGGAUCACUCUGAAAUGCUUGGUGUUCAAUGUUAGCGCCUUCUACACUUGUCGAAUGUUUUAAGUACACAAUUGUACACUUUGAAUACACAAAUAUGUCACUUUAUUCCCUAUUGUAUCAUAUUCUCAAGUUUAGCGUUACUACUGACGUUGUCAAAAAAGGAUGAUUAACUCAAAUUCCUCGUUCAAAAAUCUUAGGUGUCAGGACAAGUGUUCAUAUAAAAGAAUAAAGAAAUUUGGUACAAGGGAAAUAAACUUAAAAUUUAGGGAAAUAUGACGCUAUUGUCCCUGGACUUGUUAGCAUAUGAUCCUUGCCUGCGUGUCAAUAUGAUAGUUGCGAUUAUAUUAACUAGUCAUUUUUAUUUUUUAAGGCAGUGAUUGGUUACAAAUUUCGGACAAUUGUUAAAGCAUGUAACUUGCAUUUCAUUUGAGAGAAAAACAAAAAAAUCCAUUGUUACGCUUCAACUAUAAGACGUUGCAAUGUAUCAAAUUUGUUUUUGUUAACUCUGACGAUCUCGGUCUUAUAAGGGAUACUAGUCACCUGAACUCAAGGAGGCGGGCUUGCUUGCUUCAUAAACUUGGAUAAUAUGACUAUAUCUUAUUAAGAUUGAAUUUUCACUCCUACUGUAAAGAUAUUCUAACUAUUAUUGAUUGUCUUGCUUGGUAUUUCAAUUUUCUGGCUUUAACUUACUUUGUUAGUACAAAAGUGCAAAUCAAGCAAAGUUCUUAUUGUUGAGAAUUGAUUGGACAUUGAUUUACUAUAUCUUUACCUAUAGAUAUGGGGUAAAGAAGUAAUUCCAACAGUGUGGACAAGUUUAGGCUGUCAAGACACAGUGAAACAAAACAGUUACAUGUACA